Molecule: messenger RNA, 1075 nt
Organism: Paramecium octaurelia
Lineage: Eukaryota; Ciliophora; Oligohymenophorea; Peniculida; Parameciidae
Source: the annotation of a GenBank genome assembly
AUGAAUUAAGUUAAACAGGAUAAUCCAUAAUAAUCUAAUUACGAGCAGUCUCGAAUUGGAGUUGCUUUUGGUGACGAUUUUGAAAAGGGUCCAGUUUCCUUUAGGUAUUAAAUUGCAUUUCUAAAUGAGAGCUGAAGUCCACUUUAAUGAGUAAAAGGCAAUAGAUUAAUAUGAUACCCUCAAAAAUAUAGUUGGAGAUCAUAUUGACAUUGAUUGGGCUCUGGUUUGUUUCCUCCGAUAUUAACCAGGCAAAAAGGAAGCCUUGAUUGAAUCAAUUACAAAAAUAAAGGAUAGACGUAUAAUGUUAUAUUGAAUCAUUAGCUCGGUUUGAGGCCUUUGAAUGUAAGAUUCACUCAGAUGAAACCUAUGUUUAUUUCAGCGUUAAACUUAGAGAGGAUGAGGAAAGUAAACUGAAAGGAGGUCUUGAAGUGAUUUUAGAAAAUGGUAUAUUGAUUUUAGUAACUUAAGGAUUAAGAGAGAUGGUAAAGACCUAGGAUAAUUAUUUAAACUUUGAGUUUGAUGCAAACUAUGAUUUUGAAGAAUUGGUAUAAGCUGUAUCUAAAGGCGAGAGGGUUGGAGCAGCAUUCUUAAAACAAAUUAGGUAAACAAGAAUUAUAAAUAAAAGAGCUGAAUUGAAUUUAUUUUUGACAAAGAAUUUCUAUCAAGGAAUAGAAAAAUUUGUUGAAGGAAUCGAUAAAGAAUCCUUGGAGUCUCCUCCUUUGGCAUUCUUAAAACAUUUUAAGAAUUUAGACAUGGAUUUGAGAUUCAGAUCAACUGAUGAAUUGCCAUAAGUUAUCAAGAAUUAGAUGAUCUUUGGAGAGGAAUUUUAGACCUUGGCAUAGGAAGAAUUAUAAUUACCUAUCAAUCGUACAAAAUAGGUAAAUACUAUUAUGGAAGUAAUUAAUCAUCAGUUAUUUAGGCAGCAGCAGAUAAUGGAUUCAUUUAUUUGACUAUUUCAGACCUAUUUGCUCUUAAAGUUGAAUCGCAUACACCCAAAUUGUCUACUUUUUUAACAAAAUACGGAAAGUACUUGGCAAAAUUAGUAGGAUUAGGAGAAUUUGUUCCAGAAGCAUGA